AUGCAAGAGAUGGCACACGCAGGACAGAAACGAAAGCGGACGMCUCCCACCCCACACAUUCCGCCGACACCACAAGCCAAACACCCCUACCUCGCCGGCAACUUCGCUCCCAUCUCCCAGACAUUGCCAUUGACCAAAUGCACGUGGACCGGUCACAUACCCCAAGAACUGGCCGAUGGCCAAUACGUCCGCAAUGGCAGCAAUCCCGUGUCGAAUGAGGAUCUGGGCCGAGAUGCGCACUGGUUUGAUGGCGAUGGCAUGUUGUCCGGUGUCCUCUUCCGCCGCGACACAACAUCGGGAGACAUCACGCCGGAAUUCGUCAAUGCCUACGUACUGACCGAUGUCCAUCUCUCCGCCACCUCGUCCCCACGCUUGAUUCGUCCCAUCCUGCCGUCCAUUGCCACGCUGGUCGAUCCCUUGGCCAGCUUCAUCUACGUCACGUGGAGAAUUAUUCGGACCAUCUUGCUUGUCAUCCUCUCCCAUCUCCCCGGCUCCAAGCAGGCCAUCAAGAAGAUUUCCGUGGCCAACACCAACAUCGUCUUCCACGAUGGACGCGCCUUGGCGACGUGUGAGAGUGGUCCACCCAUCCGCAUUCAACUUCCCGGACUGGAGACGGUGGGAUGGUACAAUGGAUCCACCGCCCAGAAUGAGCCUCCUCAACCGCUUCCAUCCGCAGAGGAAUGUCGCUUCUUGGGUCAAGACAGCGGAUUGAUUGGGUUCAUGCGCGAAUGGACCACUGCGCACCCCAAAGUCGACCCCGUCACGCAAGAAAUGCUCAUGUUCCAUUCCAGUUUCGCCCCGCCAUAUGUUCAAUACAGCAUCGUCCCGGCACAGCAAACUUCCUCCACCUCCCACCUCCCAAGGAGGAAGAUGCUCAAUGCUGCUGUCCCGGGUGUCACUUCCGCCAAGAUGAUGCACGACUUUGGGUGCUCCUCCACCCACACCGUCAUCAUGGAUCUCCCCCUCUCCCUGGAUCCUCUCAACACCUUCAAAGGAACGCCGACUGUCGCCUAUGAUCCAUCGAAACCUUCGCGAUUCGGCGUCUUUCCUCGCCACUCUCCUCAACAAGUCACAUGGUACGAGACGGACGCCAGCAUUGUCAUGCAUACAGCAAACACCUGGGAUGAAGUCGACGAGACCACAAGACAAGUAACGGGUGUGAACAUGCUCUGCUGUCGCCUCACCUCCGCAACUCUCGUCUUCGCGGCCGGAAACAUCGCCGCUCCAGCGCCCAUCCCGCGCAAACCUGCCGUCGUGGCGAAACGGAAGCGCAUGUCCUUCUUCUCACCCUACAAUGCCGCCGUGGAACCGACACACGUGGAGCGCCAUGUCGAUGAGAAGGAGCCUCUUCUCCAUACUGUUGAGAACACCAAUCUCGACGACGAAGAGGAGUUAAUGGAGGAAGACCAAUGUCGUCUCUAUUACUUCCACUUCUCCCUCACCAACCCAUCAACCAUCAUCUCUCAAUACGCCCUAACCGCCAUUCCCUUUGAAUUUCCCUCGACCCAUCCCGCCAAAAGUAUGCAAUCCGCAAGAUACAUCUACGGCUGCAGCACCACAACCUCUUCCGCUUUUGGCGCCGCUUUGGGAAAAGCCACCAAAAUCGACGCCGUCGUCAAAGUUGAUGCUGGAACAUUGAUUGAGCGAGGAAGACGUAAUCCGCCGAAAAGUGUCUCGGGAGUCGUGGAUUCCCGGCCGGUGGAAGACAUUUCCGUCGGAGACGAAGUCAUUGGCAUGUUCAAACUCCCUCCAGGAUGGUUCGCUCAGGAACCGAGAUUUGUUCCGCGCGAUGGUGGGCAAGGAGAGGACGACGGAUGGYUGCUAUUCUAUGCUUUUGAUGAGAGUCAGUUGGAUGCGACAACGGGGGAAGUGGAGCGGGAGGAGGGCGUGCAUUCGGAAUUAUGGAUUCUGGAUGCGAGGGAUAUGGAUAGUGUGGUGGCGAGGGUGGUUUUGCCGCAGAGGGUUCCGUAUGGCUUGCAUGGGAGUUGGUUUCCGAAGGAGGAAAUUGAGGGCCAGAGAGGGGUUGUGGAGUUUAGGAGGGAGAUACAGGGGACGGAGGAGGGGAGAGGAGUUUGGGCUGCUGUUAGGAGGGGUUUGGAACGGGGUUUGGCGUAG
Ramularia collo-cygni is the source of this 2115-nucleotide messenger RNA. Its product is annotated as related to lignostilbene alphabeta-dioxygenase I. The coding region runs from base 1 to 2115 and encodes 704 amino acids. Gene Ontology annotation, molecular function: carotenoid dioxygenase activity. The record is from RefSeq and is a predicted model, not a curated record. The transcript has a single exon. NCBI's taxonomy places the organism in Eukaryota, Fungi, Ascomycota, Dothideomycetes, Mycosphaerellales, Mycosphaerellaceae. Gene Ontology annotation, biological process: carotene catabolic process.